Lactuca saligna is the source of this 357-nucleotide messenger RNA. The record is from the annotation of a GenBank genome assembly. Lineage: Eukaryota; Viridiplantae; Streptophyta; Magnoliopsida; Asterales; Asteraceae.
AUGGAUGAAAAGGGGAAGUUAAGUGUGAGUGAGAGUCUGGCAAGAAGCAUUAGUAGGGGUAUCAGCAUCGCUUCCUCGGGUUGGAGGAUUGAAGAUGUGUUUUCCCCUGGUAUUGGUGGUAGUCAUGACGGACGGACAAGUCGUAAUUCCAAGGAAGAUGAAGAGGUAUUGCAAUGGGAUGCACUGGAGAAACUUCCUACUUAUUGUUGGGUACGAACAACCAUCUUCAAGUCAUAUAGUCCGUUAGGUCAGCCGGAAAAGCAUUCUGAUAAUCAGAUGUUGUCGGAUGUAAGAGCACUUGACUCAAAUGCUCGACAUACAUUUAUAGAAAUUUUUUAUGGACCCCGAAAAAGAUAA